Messenger RNA from Calliphora vicina (urban bluebottle blowfly), 603 nucleotides. It is a transcript of the gene grim, whose product is annotated as grim. Lineage: Eukaryota; Metazoa; Arthropoda; Insecta; Diptera; Calliphoridae. Bases 17 to 496 code for a protein of 159 amino acids. The record is from RefSeq and is a predicted model, not a curated record. The transcript has a single exon.
AUAAAAAGUGUAAAAAAUGGCUAUUGCUUACUUUAUACCAGAUCAAGCCAAAUUAUUGGCUGGCCAACGUCCCUCCAGAGCAGCCACCAACACCAAUUCCAGAGCUCCAAGCAACACUCAAGCUUCCUCUAGAUUACCGCAAAAUAACCAAGCAAAUGAAACUGCCCCUGUUAAUAACGCAGCUAAUAGAGGCUAUGGAACCACCAUUAAUAUAACAGUGCCUACUUUAAAUAAUACAACCCAAGAACCUCUGGGUUGUUGGGAUUUUUUGACACAAGUGUUUUGUCAUGCCUUGAGAUUUUACCAUGAAUCAUCGCAACUACAGCCGACGGUCAUACAAAUAUCGGUUAAUUUCAAUUCUCAAACGGCCACCACAACCACGGCAGACAACUCUACGGCAACCACAACAAACAGUGAAACUUUAGCGACGGCGGCACCAGCAACAACCUCAACUGAAGACCCCAAGCAAAGGAAAUUUUCCAAACGAAAAAAUUAAUUUAAUAUAAUGUUUAACAAAAUUUCUUUAAAAUUCUAAAACAACGAUAAAUUUCUUAAUUUUAAUGGUUUCUUGUAUAUCCCCAAUUGAAAAAAGGAAUUGUAUUG